Acanthochromis polyacanthus (spiny chromis) is the source of this 2631-nucleotide messenger RNA. It is a transcript of the gene tmem209, whose product is annotated as transmembrane protein 209. The transcript is spliced from 15 exons. Gene Ontology annotation, cellular component: membrane. The record is from RefSeq and is a predicted model, not a curated record. The coding region runs from base 105 to 1778 and encodes 557 amino acids. Lineage: Eukaryota; Metazoa; Chordata; Actinopteri; Pomacentridae.
UAGGAUGACCCGGAAGCGAACGCUGCAACUGCCGGUUAAAAUACAAAUUAUGCAGCGCCGCGGUUGUCAUUCACUUCAGCGUGCCUGAUCAGUGUGAUAACAACAUGUUGACCCCACCGAAGGAGGGGAUGCCCAGUAUGAUCGACCGGGCGCUGAGAAUGAGGAGGGAAGAGCAGGCUCGGCAGGUCGUCCUCGCCUGGGCUGUCCUCAACAUGUCCCUCGCUGGCAUGAUUUACACUGAAAUGUCAGGGAAAUUGCUGAGCCGAUACUACAACAUCACCUACUGGCCUAUCUGGUACAUCGAACUGGUGCUAGCCUCUCUCUUCAGCCUCAAUGCUCUUUUUGACUUCUGGAAGUAUUUCAAAUACACAAUGGCUCCUUCCACGAUUGCUGUAUCCCCUGAGCAGCAUCAUCUACUGGGUCUGAGAAACACAAGUAUUCAAGCCUCUCCACCCCAGAAAGCAGAAAAGAAGGAGACUCCAGCUCCAGCCCAGUCGUCUCCACUACAGGGUCAGAGUGUACUGAGCUUCAGUCCUUCUCGACCGGCCACAACCAGCCCCAAGUUCUCCCCCAGCUGUGUGCCGGGGUACAGCCCUCCACUUAGCAACCCGUCCACCCCGAGCAGCGCAGGAGGCCCCUUUUCCUCCCCUUUGGAAAGGUUUGUGUUGAACUACAGCCCUUCUUCUGGCUCUUCUCCGUAUCCAAACAGCAUCGGGUCAGCAGAAGGCUCCAGCUUGAGGGCUCGAUAUCGCACAUCUCCCUCAGUGUUUAACUCUCCCGGUAGCAAAGAGGACUACAUGGAGGAUCUGAAAAGUCUGGAGAGGUUCCUGCGCACAGAGGAGGAGAAGAGUCACCGCAGCCAGUUAGGCAGUCCAGAGUCUGUCUCUCCAAGCCACAGUCCAACAUUUUGGAAUUAUAACCGUUCAGUGGGAGAUUAUGCACAAAGCCUGAGGAAAUUCCUGUACCAGCCUGCAUGUCGCUCUCAGGCCCCAUCUGCCCACAAGGAUGAGACAGACCUGGGAUCCAAACAGGCUGCAGAGGAGGUUUGGGCCAGAAUCACGACCAGUCGCCCGGUGGUGGAUCGCAUCGAUAGCUGGACAGCGAAGCUUAGAAAUUGGAUCAGUGACACCAUCUUGGUCCCGCUGGUCAAAGAAAUGGACUCUGUGAACAGCCAGCUCAGGAGGAUGGGCUGCCCAGAGCUCCAGAUAGGAGAGGCCAGCAUAAGCAGUCUAAAACAGGCAGCAGUGAUGAAAGCCUCUUCGAUCCCCACGAUGAACUCUAUCGUUCAAUAUCUGGACAUCACACCCAAUCAGGAAUAUCUAGUGGAGCGGAUAAAGGAGCUGGCUCAUAGUGGCUGCAUGAGCUCCUUUCGCUGGAACGGUGGUGGUGACCUGAAGAACAGAAAGUGGGAUACCGACCUCCCUACUGACUGUGCUAUCCUCAUGCAUGUGUUCUGCACAUACUUGGACUCCAGGCUGCCACCUCACCCAAAGUAUCCCGAUGGGAAAACUUUCACUGCACAGCAUUUCAGCCACACUCCGGACAAACCGGAUGUUACCAAGGAGAACCUCUUCUGCAUCCACCAAAGCAGCACGACUCCCCCUCACUACCAGCUCAUAUACCAAGGACACAUCUACAGUCUUCCCAAGGGCAGAAACAACCUGUUCCACACAGUCCUCAUGUUCCUUUAUGUCAUUAAGACCAAGGAAUCAGGGAUGCUGGGGAGAGUCAAUCUGGGCCUCUCUGGUGUGAACAUCUUGUGGAUAUUCGAAGACUGAUGAUGGCCUUUUACAGGAAACAAGUGGAUUUUUUUUUUAUCCCUGUGAAGUUUUGAAGCUACACUAAUGGGAAUAUGACCUCAACCUAAGGACUGCUCUUUCAGGUGCACACGGAUGAAAGCACUUCAUUUUGAAGUUUAGAAUAAAUGCACACAUUUGGGCUUGUUCUCAAUUUUACUGUACAAAUUGGCAACCUGCUGCAUUUUAGGAACUUGCUUUUUUUUACACCACAGAGUGCUUAUGACACAACAAAGAGCUGUAUUUUUUUUAAUGUUUCUUGAUUUUUAUAUUUCGGGAAUGUACCAGCAUGGCAGCCUUGUAAAUACUAUACCUCAGAUUUAUCUGGUGGAUGGCACUUAGCCAUUAGCUUGAAUGUAAAUACAGUGUGUAUGGACUUACCGUGUCUUUCUUUGGCAUCAGCAGCCUUUUGCGACUUGGUUGCUGCUAUUUUUCCCUGUUUUGUUGUAGAAAUGAAUGUUUUCAAUAGUAAGGAUGCUCCUGGCAUGUGCUUUAAUUAAAAACAGACCUGUACAAAUUGCUGCAGCACUGAAAUAUAGUAUUUAGGUAUUGGGUAUUUCCUAAUUGUACCUUGUUAUGAGGCUGUAAUGCCAUGCAUAACUAUGUACAAUAGCGAUGAGAUGAUUGGAAAAUAAAUGAAAAGCCUUUGAGUCACCAAUAUCUUUUUUGUGUGUGUGUGAAUAUGCUGUGUUUAUUUACUAAGGAGCACUGAAUGCCAUUUAUCCUUAUUUCCCCUGUCUACUGUUGGUUCUAUUUGCCAUGUUUGCUCGUUUUCAAUAAUGCAUUUUACAGAAGUGACAAGACGUGAAAAUUAAAUUGAGAUAUUGAAAAGAAA